AUGGAGAAGUCCCUGAAGAUCUCUGCCAGUGCUGUCCUGUUUGUCCUGUCUGUGGGGAUCUGCUUGGCUCAGCACUGGUCCUAUGGUCUGCAGCCAGGAGGGAAGAGGAGCACUGAGAACCUGGCAGAAUCAUUUCAGGAGGUUGCAAAUGGAAAGGACAACCUGGAGGAGCUGCAGGAGAGUGGCUGCCCAGGCUCCCACCAGCGCUCCAGGGAGCUGCAGGAAGCCAUGGAAAGGCUGAUGGGAGGAGAAGCCAGGCCAAAGAAGAUUUAA
Indicator indicator is the source of this 273-nucleotide messenger RNA. It is a transcript of the gene GNRH1, whose product is annotated as gonadotropin releasing hormone 1. The record is from RefSeq and is a predicted model, not a curated record. Gene Ontology annotation, biological process: multicellular organism development. The coding region runs from base 1 to 273 and encodes 90 amino acids. Gene Ontology annotation, molecular function: gonadotropin hormone-releasing hormone activity. The transcript is spliced from 3 exons. Lineage: Eukaryota; Metazoa; Chordata; Aves; Piciformes; Indicatoridae. Gene Ontology annotation, cellular component: extracellular region.